Molecule: messenger RNA, 1488 nt
Organism: Aaosphaeria arxii CBS 175.79
Lineage: Eukaryota; Fungi; Ascomycota; Dothideomycetes; Pleosporales
Product: DUF1688-domain-containing protein
Exons: 4
Coding region: 1-1488 (495 amino acids)
Source: RefSeq, a predicted model, not a curated record
AUGCGUCUCUUCGCCCGCAAGACGUCGAAGCCCACCCAUUCUCCUGGCGCCAGCCAGCCAAAUGAUUCCAAUGGCUCUCUCAAAUCCCCCGUACCAGGCUCUGCCAAUGGCUCGAAGACGCCUACAAUCAACAUUCCUGACGUACCUCUCCCAAAAGCUCCCGACCCGUCGCUCGAUCCUGCCGGUUACCUUCGUAGCAUCUACGCUGUUCGUGAGCGAUCAAGGCUCGUGCUCGAGAAGGCGAAAAAGAACCAGCUGAAGCAUUUCACCGUGGACAUGAGCAAGUUCCAGGACGCUGCAGGUUAUGUGGUCUCUAUCAUCAAGCGCGAUUACGCCCCCGAUUAUGCUUCAAUACCUCCACAUGGACGAUGGCAACAUUUCGAAGUCGGCGGCCGCCCGCGCGUCGAACAACUUAUGCAAUCCUGGCCCAAGACUGUCGACAACCAGGAACGUACCCGUCGCCUCAUUGAUCUUUUCCUAGUAUCUGUGCUUCUCGACGCUGGAGCUGGAACAAAAUGGCAGUAUCGCAGCAAAGAGUCUGGCAGGUUCUAUCGCAGAAGUGAAGGUCUCGCUGUGGCCAGUUUGGAAAUGUUCAAGGCUGGCGCUUUCAGCAGCAAUCCCAACGAACCUUGCCAGGUCGAUAGUGCCGGUCUCAAGAAAUUGGACGUUAAGGCUGUGGCACGUGGACUCCAAGUUACCGAACAAAACCCAUUGGAUGGUCUUGAGGGACGCGCUGGUCUGUUGCUUAAACUCGCCGACGCUUUGCAGAAUCAGGAGGUAUUUGGGCUGGAAGCGCGACCUGGAAACAUGCUGGACUACCUACUGUCGCAUCCAUCAACGCAGGCCUCAUCAGUUCCCAUCAUCCCACUCCCCACUCUAUGGAACGUGCUCAUGGACAGUCUGGCACCAAUCUGGCCCUCAACACGCACACAAAUCGACGGUAUCUCUAUUGGCGACGCAUGGCCGUGCUCAGUUAUGCCGUCGCAUCCUACCCAUCCCUGGGAGAAUAUCGUGCCAUUCCAUAAGCUUACCCAAUGGCUCACGUACUCACUCAUGGUGCCAAUGACCAAGCUUCUCAAUGUUCAUUUUGCCGGUGCCGAUCUCCUAACCGGACUUCCCGAGUACCGCAACGGCGGUCUGCUCAUCGACACCGGCUUGCUGACUCUGAAACCCGAGGAUGCGAAGCGCGGAUUGGCCCAAUACCAUCGCAAUGCCCAGGUCAAGGGCCAACCCAGCGUGGAGGUCGUCCCAAUGUUCACAGCCGACGACGAUGUUAUUGUCGAAUGGCGCGCCGUCACGGUGGGAUUCUUGGAUGAACUUCUCGCCGAAGUCAACACGCUCCUCGGUCUUAGUGGACGAGACAAAUUGAGCCUGGCCCAGAUGCUCGAGGCCGGCAGCUGGAAGGGCGGCCGAGAGAUUGCAGAGGUGUCGCGGCCCAACACCAAAGAACCGCCAAUCAUGAUCUUGUCUGAUGGAACCGUUUUCUAA